CUUAUACUUUUUAAUUUUGGAUUAGGAUGAAGAAUAAUCGUGGAAAAAAAUCUCUGUGACUGUGUCUCACACUGAAGGCGUCGAGCCUCAGCCCAUGAUCUUCAAUUUCAUUACUCUACCCAGCUUCUCUUUCUUUCUCCCGUCUCAAACAUGUACAACAGAUUUCAACCUUUUGAUUCGUAGAUAUACAGCAACUCAAACACUGGCCGGAACUUAUACUCAUAUACAUGUAUAUUUGUUAGAAGCACUAGUAGUGCUAAACAAGUAGUAGUAUUAGAAGAAGAAGAAGAAGAAGAAGAAGGAUGCUUAGGAGGAAUAAGGUGAAGCCUUCUUCUUCUUCUGUUGAUUCAUGGCCUCUUCUCAGCAUCGUCGCGUUUUUGUUGGGAAUAUACCAUAUGAUGCAACUGAGGAACAGCUUAUAGAUAUCUGCCGGGAGGUCGGUCCAGUUGUGUCUUUCAGAUUAGUAAUUGAUAGAGAAACUGGGAAACCAAAAGGUUAUGGUUUCUGUGAGUAUAAGGAUGAACAGACGGCUCUAAGUGCGUGUUGUAAUCUUCAGGGUUAUGAGAUCAAUGGCCAGCAAUUACGGGUUGAUUUUGCAGAAAUCGACAAAGGUGCUGACAGAAAUCGGGAACAGGGCCGUGGGGGAUCUGGACUUGCUGCUAAUAUUGACCCUCAGAAGCAGUCAACCAACUCAGUGAUCCAAGGGGAGUUCGUUCAUUGUCAGCCAAUUGGUCUCCAUAUAGCUAUAACUGCAGCAGCUGUCAUGGCAGGAACUCUAGGUGGUGCUCAGGCUGGUAUACAGUCAAAUCCAAAUAGUUUGCACAAUCAUUCAGCAUCGGCCAAUGAUCCUUUAACUCUCCGUCUUGCCAAAAUGUCUAGGAGUCAGCUGAAUGAAAUAAUGUCUGAGCUGAAGGUAAUGGCUACAGAAAACAAGGAACUAGCUCACCGGCUAUUGCUUGCAAGACCACAGUUGCCAAAGGCUCUUUUCCAGGCACAGAUAAUGCUAGGAAUGGCGACUCCACAAUUGUUGCAGAUGCCAAAUAUUAGGCUGACUUCAGGUCAAUACACUCAGCCUUCAUUGCAUGAUAGCCAGCAGGGCCGGCCACCAGCAGUGCAAACUCUUCCUGGGCUACCCUGUCCUGCAUCAAACAAGAUGCAGUCUGGGUUGAUGGCCAAAGUGCAAGAAAAUCAAGUUGCUGGAGUGCCUCAAAAUUCUUUGGUUCACAGCCAAUUUUCUGCAUUCCCACAACCUCAAAACCAGUUUCCACAACCUACAAAUAACCAUAUCGUACAGCAGGCCACAAUUCCUGCACAGACUGCAGUCUCAGUAUUUCCUGCUGUAUUACCCCCAUCUUUGGGCAAUUUAUCCUCUAGACCACAAAUACUAGCAGAAAAUUCCUCUUCUUUGAACCAUCAUAUACAGCCCCCUUCACUACAGCGCAGUGGACAGGUUGGGGCUGCCAGGAUACGACUUAGCUUUCAUAUGGUUAAUCCAGAUGUUGACAUACAGCCUUCUCUUUUAUCGCAUCCUCCCUUAUCGGAUGCAGGCUUUCAGCCUGGCCCCUCAAAAUCAUUAGGUGCUUUGCACGCAAUUAACAAGGAUGCUGAUAUAUCUGCCCAAGUUCCUGAUAGUGGAACUCAGGUCCACAGAAGUAAUGGAUAUUCUAAUUCUCCUUGAAGUUGCAUUUUUCGAGAUUCAUUAGAACCAAUUGAUCACCCUCAAAAGCUGAUGAAAUUGGAUGAUGGAAGGAGCACCGCUUUCUCAGCAGGAAGUUUGAAUGCAACCAACAUCAAUGGAUCUGGACCAUCUCAAGUUUUUGGAGCUAGCUCAUUGCAUGAAUCCAAUUCCAAAUCUGAAGGGCAAUAUACUGAGAAACAAAUUUAUGAGCCACAGCUUCCACCUGAGGUGGAGUCUGUCUUACUGCAACAAGUGUUGAACCUGACACCAGAGCAGCUGAGUUCAUUGCCUCCAGAACAGCAACGAGAAGUUAUUCGACUCCAACAUGUUCUUCGGAAAGAUCCAAUUCAGCCAUCUUAGGAGAGGGAGUGACAUAUAAAUGGGUCAUCAAUGCAGCAAGCCUGUCUUGGCACACUGCAUGAAAGACGAGAGCUUGCUGUCCAUUCAAUCAAAUUCUAAUUGCCUGUAAAAUUAUUGCUCACGAGGGAUCAUGUGUGAGCGUCCAUUCACAUAAAGUUUAAGGGGGCUGCGAUUAACAUGCCUGCAAAAGAAUAGUUUGAAAAUGAUAAAAUGUUUUGUCUUAUCUUCCUGUUGUCGUCAAUCCGAAAUGUUGGUUGCAGUUGCUUUGGAUUCA
Messenger RNA from Carya illinoinensis, 2312 nucleotides. RefSeq names its product cleavage stimulating factor 64. Gene Ontology annotation, biological process: mRNA 3'-end processing. Gene Ontology annotation, cellular component: mRNA cleavage and polyadenylation specificity factor complex. The record is from RefSeq and is a predicted model, not a curated record. Gene Ontology annotation, molecular function: mRNA binding. Lineage: Eukaryota; Viridiplantae; Streptophyta; Magnoliopsida; Fagales; Juglandaceae.